GACCUUGGCUUUGCGAGGGAUGUUUUUUUGUUUUGUUUGUGGUACAGUUGUUUUUUGUGAGGUGUUUUAUAUUGUGAGGUAUAUCUGACUUUCUAUUUUGUUAUUACGACACACGUUUACAAAAGGAUGUGUGAUGAAGAUCUAUUGGUUGGGAAGACUGGGGUGAAGGUUAGAUGUUUUUGCAAUGUAUGGGUUGGGGCAAAAAUUGUGGAGGGGGUUGUCAGUGAUGCAGAUUUGGUAGAAUUGAAAGAAUCUGCAUUUGGGGACUUUUUCAACCUAGGUGGCAUUAAGUGGUUUACUGGGCAGUUGAUGAUACUAUUGGCACUCAAUUAUGUGGAACCGUUACAGCGGAGCGGAUGUGUUGACAGCUUAAAGUUUCACAUUGGUGACAAAGUUGUUGAGUUUAAGAAAACGGACUUUGCGUUGAUAACCGGGCUGAAAUUUGGGAAGGAAACCAUGUUUGAGGGUAUUGACAUGGAUGAGCCGAAUGACAUUAGUUUGAGGUAUUUUGGAGGGAAAAUGAGCGUAACACGUUUGGAUGUGGAGCACGUGUUCAAGAAUAUACGUGUGAUUGGAUGUAGGAAACCUAUGGAUGUAGUUAAACUGGCUAUGCUUUACCUUCUGUGCUGCCAUGUUGUGGGGAACCAGGGGAGGACAAAGAUCCCUGCACUAUAUAUGCAUCUGGUUAAUGACGUGAAGCGGUUUAAUGACUUUGAAUGGGGUGAGCACCUGUGGACGGAUCUGGUGGAGAGCAUGGGCAGGUGUUCUUCGAUCCUCAACACUAGGGGUAAUGGUCGUUUUACUUUCCCUGGAUUUUUAUUCCCCCUACAAAUUUGGUCAUUUGAAACGUUCCCCCGUUUGAUGGAGAAUGGAAUUUGUGCAAUUGGGAAGGGCACUGGAUCCUUGUGGCCGAGAGCAUUGCGGUGGGAGACUAGCGUGCGGCCUAAACAUGAUGUGUUGGAGAAUUCUAUUUUUGGAAAACCAGGGGAAAGUGUCAUCUGGAAGGAGAUGGUUGCAAAACCCAUGGAGCGUGUCAUGGGAAACAUUGAAACAUUGCUAAGUGUUGGAGGUGCAGGUAAUCGUAGCAGUUCAAAUGCAUUUGGAGAAGAGGUUAAUGAAGGGUAUGGAGCUGGCCGAAGGUCUUUAAAGGGUAAGUUGCAUUGGGGGCCUGUGACUGCAUGUUGUGAUGGCGUCCAGAACGAAGACGGAGUGGGGGUGAAAAGUCAUGUGGUUAAAAAAAAGGCAAGGGUGAAGAGAACAGAGAAAGGAACAGAAAAUGCAGAUAUGCGUACCCGAAAAGAGAGACCAAGUGUAGUGGAGGAGGUAAUUGGAGCGAGUGGAGGUGACAACGAACCUUCAUUGCGUGAUGUCCUGACUGCAAUAGUGCACAUGGAGAAGAGACAUUCUAAGCUGCGUGUGGAAGUUACUAAACUGAGAAUAGCACUGAAUGCGCAAAGCCGACUUUUGAAGAGGGUAUUAUUAGGAACAAAAAUGGCUAAGCGGCAACAGAAAAAGAAAGGCGAUAAAAGAGAAGAGAAUGGACUGCCGAGCUUUGAUUUGGGUAUAGAGAGCCAAGGGGGGAGAGAUGAGCCAGGCAAUGAUCAGGAAGAUAUGAUUUACGAGGAGGACAUUAUUAAGGAUGCUGAUUUAGGAACCCAACUUGGUGUUUCUGAUAAUGAAGUUGAAGAUCCUUUGAAUGACGUCAGCACACAAGAGGUUGAAGGGCGAUGGAGGCAGACAAUUGAGGGUUUGGGACUGAAUUUGGAUUCAGGAAAGGGUGCAGGAAGUAGUAAGUCAAUAAAAGUGUCAAAAGAAACGACAACAGAAUAUGUGCAUAUUGAUGAAAGGGUAGUGGAUGAGCGGGCUGAUGUUGUUGAUCGAAUAGAUGUUGCGGAACUUGUAGGUGCAUCAACAAGUAAUGGCGUAUGUGCUGGAGUACCUGAGACUGUGAAUGGAACUGUAACUGGAGCAAUGGUUGGUGGGUUCUGUGACAGGUUUGAGACUGUGUCUCAAAUUGUUGAGGAUCUGCAGGAUUGUCCACCGUCUCAACUUUUUUUCAGUUUAGAGGGGAAUUUGGUUGGGGGUGUUGAGGAUACCAAAGUUCAGGAGGUGACGCUGGAGAAAAUUUUCAGUGAGAAUGUAAGGCCGGUUGAUGAAGAGAUUGUGGACGAUGGUGCUGAUGAGGAAAUGGUCAAUGAGGAGCCAUGCACACAAAUAGUGGUGUAUGAAGAACCGAUAAGGGUUGAGAUACCAAGAGAAAUAAAAGAUUGUCAGAAAAGACCAUUGAAGUGUCCACAGCGGUUCAGUCCUGACCAGUUGAUAGUCAGGCGUAAAAGGAAAAAGGUGAGAACAGUGAUGGAGCAUGUUAUAGACUUCGGUGGAGAUGGAGAUGAUUUCAUGGGGCCAUUCACAUUAGACCCCGCUGAGAUGCCAGGUGAGGACGAUUUGAGGGAGGUGGAUGAGUUCAUGCACAAAGGUCUGUUAAAGAAGCAUAAGAAGGAGCCCGGGCGUAAGUACUGUGUGAAUGAAGAUGUUCUUGCACCAAGUGAGUUUAAGACUCACUACGAUGAGAAGGCCACCUUAACGAAAAGCUGGUACUACGAAAUCUAUUUCCCUUGGGGGUGGCUGUCAGAUACGCAUCUUGAUGUCAUUUUCUACUACCUAAGGAUGAAUGGUGUGGAGUUCGGGUUAGUGCAGAGGACAUAUGACUCAAGCCUGCGAAGAAGCGAUUCGAAACGGAAACUGCAGCAAUUCAUGCCAAGCCUCCAAAUGUUUCUGCCAAAGCUGAUGGAUAAGCUGGGAGUGUAUGAAGGACGGGAAGAAGGUCCGAUAGGUGAUGGUGUCCUUGCGAUUGAAGGUGGGUCAUGCUGCCCUCAGCAAAAUGAUGGGUCUAGUUGUGGGAUGUUCGUAGUGAAGAUGGCCGAAUUUCUCAUGAUGGGGCGUGAUGUGCGCGAUAUGGGUGAUGAUGAGAUUGCCGCAUACCGAAAGAAGAUGACAACAGAGCUGUUGGCCUACUCCGGGAAGUAGGACUCAUGGUCUGCGUUUGGAAUGAGACAAACAUGCACUCUUUUAAUGUUUUUUUGCAGCAAUGUUUAGGUAUAAUGAAUUCUAUGCACUAUU
Molecule: messenger RNA, 3120 nt
Organism: Cuscuta campestris
Lineage: Eukaryota; Viridiplantae; Streptophyta; Magnoliopsida; Solanales; Convolvulaceae
Source: the annotation of a GenBank genome assembly